GUUGCGAUUGCGUCAUCAGCCCACAAAUGCGUAUUUAUAACCAACAGUGAGUGAUAUACCAAAGCUUACCUACAAGAAAUACAUGCUUUUUCAAAUGUAUAAUUGUACUAAACACAUAAAAUACAUACUGAAAAAGAUUACGUUGGACAUAAAAGUGUCUCAGCGGAGUUGCCGUAGCAACACCGCGGCUGAUUUAUUUCCGUAGGCAGAUUUGGAUGCCAAAAGAAGAAAAACAAAAAGGAGGAAAAUGGAGAAGUCUGACAUUAUGAUGACCCGGGACACUAGAAAUGACGAUAUUUUUGACAGUAUUGUAAUGGCGGAUGAAAAAUUCCGUGGAGAAGGGUACCAUGAAGGCUUUAAGAAAGGGACCUACCGAGGGCUGCAAAAUGGCCUCAAACAUGGAACUUCUCACGGCGCUCAACUUUUCACAGAGAUUUCCUUUUAUUAUGGCUUUGCUGUUGCAUGGAAAUGUCUUCUUCAACAUAGAACAGAUUCCAAACUAAGAAAACGCAUGAAGGUCCUCGAUUCUCUUCUGGAUUUGAUCCACAAUUGCAGCUAUGAUGACCCACAAUCCGCAACGCUCCAGGAUGACGUGGGCUGUCUUCGAAGCAAAUUCAAGCAGGUCUGUUCCAUCCUCUGCAUCCAAACAGACUUCAGGGAUUACAGCAAUGUCUCACAUGGGACCUCUUUCUAAAUCUUUCCGGACAAGGAGGAGGAGAUCAGCAAAUAAAGGAAAGCCCUUCACUUCGUUGUGGAAAUGAAGCAUUGAAGGCAGCACCCAAUCAGAAUUCGAUUCUUCCAGGGGAGAUACAACUGGGAUGACCCUGCACACACACCAUUAAAUGUUUACACACAUGACUGUAUUGAUAGUCAUUAAAGAUUGAGAAUUUUUACAUAAUCAUGCUACAGUAUGGUACACAUCUUUAAAAUCUCUGAUACUAAUGUGAUGUGAUGGACUUUUCCACCCUUGGUUACUAUGAACAGAUGAUAUACUGGAAAGACAGUGAUAUUUUUAAGCUAUUCCUCUCUGAUUUAAGGUCAUCAACCUAAGCUGACAAAUGGUUGAAGUGUGAAAUAAAUCCAAGAAAAUGGAGUUGAGUUGAUUGUCUGCGAACAUCUUCUCAGCCUAUUCAGGUUCAGGCAGGCACAAGUCCAAAACAAACUUGACAAAUCACCAUUGACACCCACAGUACCCGAGAGGAUUCUCUUUUUUGGCCGGAAAUUUGUUGAAAUAUGGGAAAUGUUCUAUUUAAAUAGGAAGGUGACAGGAAACAAACUAUGGACGUUUACUACGGGAAGCAAAUGGGAGGGUUGACAGGUCAGACAUUUCCAGAAAUUCCAACCACCUUGCAGCACGACCACUGCUAAACGCCACCAAGACCAAAAAGCUGACUCUGGACUUAAGAUGGUUUCUGCUGGAGAGGGUCUCUAAUUUCUGGUUCCCAGGCAACCAGAUAGUUAGGCAUGGCCUGCAAAGCAGUGACCAUAAGGUUUUAUUCCAUUCCAAAAAUUCUCAAAUUGCUAUGAUAUUUUCCUCACUUGGGUCUAGGAGAGUCUCAUGCACACAUUGGAAAGGGACAGUUUGGAUUUUGAUGGCAAGGUGUACACGCAGCAUGAAGUGAGACAAUGGGAGACAAAAUAGCACCAAGCGAUUGUGAGGUCUGACUUUUUCUAUGUCUUAUUCCUCUAUGCCUUUAUGUUUAUGUGUAGUGAUGUAAAGGCACAUGUUGGAGAUUGUAGAUUAGUUUUGUUUAUGAAAAAACAACAGCGUAGAGUGAAGAACCUUGUUAAGAAGUGGUGAAUUUCCAAAAUAGAUACUGGUGUCACAUUUUGAUAGAAGUCUUUUAUACACAGUCAUAUUUAAUUA
Messenger RNA from Doryrhamphus excisus (bluestripe pipefish), 1867 nucleotides. It is a transcript of the gene lto1, whose product is annotated as LTO1 maturation factor of ABCE1. The record is from RefSeq and is a predicted model, not a curated record. Lineage: Eukaryota; Metazoa; Chordata; Actinopteri; Syngnathiformes; Syngnathidae.